CAACCGAUUUAAUUAGUACACAAGAUGUCAAGUUUGUCGCUGCAACUUAAGGCUAUCAGUCUGAAAACGGCAUCGGUGGCCUUGGACCGUAAGUCACGUUCCAAGAUCCAUUCGAAGUCGCUUAUUUAUGACCCCAAAACAGCCGCUGCUCAAGAUUAUGAUUACAUCUAUCUGGUUUGUUUAGAAGGAUUUGAAGACUUGUGUGCCUUGGACAAUCGUUUCUACAAGUUCAAGCUGACCUUGUUCUCGGAAACUUCCAUUAAUUUGGAUAGAAACGUCCAACUGGCCGAUGUCAUUGAUGUCUUGAAUAAAAACAUCCAUGCCUUUUUGGCUCUCAUUGGUCCUUACUAUUUACUCACUCCAGCCAUUAAGGCCGUUGAAUGGUUAGUUAGAAGGUUCCACGCAAACAUCCACAAUGCAGAAGAUUUGCUCUUGACCCUGCUCCCAUUCUAUUCUCAUCCAAUUUUUGUUAAGAUGAUGAAUGUUGUACCAAAGCAAAAUGUACCAAAGAUCUUUGAAUGGUGUGUUGGUUACAAGGAUUUACUCAAGAGUCCUACUCUGGCCUCAUUAAUUAAAACCUUCAGUGACCCAGCCUUUUUCAAAUACUACUCUAUGUAUUUGGUAGAACAAUUGGAACAUGGUGUCGCCUUUAAAGAACAAUUGGUUCUCUUUUUGGCAAACUCUGUCCAAGUCAUAGCCUCCAGAAGUAGAGAUCCAGCCCUGUUGAGCGACGUGUUCCUUCCAGUUGUCCUUGAAGUCAUUUCCGAACUCUUGAAGGCCAGAAACGAUACCCAAUACUCAGUUGGCGUGCAACACGACGCCAAACUCACUGCAUACUCCAUUAUCUCGGUUUUGAAGUCAGUUGUUCCAAUGUCCCCAGAAUUGAUUGUUGGAUUGACCCAAACCAUCUUGUCUGACAAGUUGACCAUUCAACCUAAUUUGAAGAGACAAACGGUAAUUGUUUUGGGUCAAUUAUGGGCCCAUAUCGACAUCAAUGCCAUCAUGGCCACCACUCCUUUCAAAUCCUUACCAGUUCAAGUACUCCUUCAGGACAACUUGGCUGCUCAAUUGAAAGACGAUGGUUACAAGAUCUCCACCUUAAUCGAAGCCUACUUCCUCACCACCAAAUCAUUUGAAGUUUUCCCACUUGUUGAUGUAAAUAGUAGCAAGGACACUUAUGAAAGAAUUGUUCGUGCUGUUUUGGAAGCUUCUUCAGAAAGAGAUAUUCUUGAAGCAAGCAGACCACAACUCGUAUCCAUCUUUGAACAAUUGCUCAAAUUGGACGGUGACGUCUUCUCUUCAACCCUUGACAACUUCAAGAAGGGUUUCCGUAUCUCUGAUUUAGAAAUGAUGUUGAUGUGCACCUUGGGAGAACACGGUGACAAUGAAGCCGAUAUCGAAGAUAAGGAAAGCGAUGAUGCUGAAGAAAUUGAAGAACCAAUUGAAGAAGACUCCUUGACUGUUUUACAAUCUUUACAAAAGGAUCAAACCCCAACAUUCUUGACUUCGUCUACCCUGUCUUUCCAACAACUUACUCUUGCAUUGAUCCGCUUGCUUUCCCCAGCGGCUUCCUCUCCAGCUGCCCAAAGACAGUUGCUUGCCAAGUUCUCCAAGACUGUGUUUGUUUCUCCAGAAGCUUCUAUUUCUUUCUUCUUGAGAGUCGCAGUCACUGCUGCCGUGCCAUACUCGGUAAGAUUAUUAUCUCUUAGAUUCAUCAAGCGUAGAUUGAGAGAAUUGACUGGUCAAAAUGUUGACUUUUACCUUUUGACUCCACUUCUUGUUUUGGGUCUCUACGAAAAGGAAAAAUACAUCAGAGCUGCCUUUGUUGAGUUGAUCAAGGUUGUGCACGCCAAUAGCGUGAGACUUGCCAGUGUAAAGGGCAAGCAUGGUCUCUUCAUGGAAGAUACCAUCUAUGCAUCUACCGAAGCUUCCAACAGAUCAAUCAUUGCCCCAGCAGAUGGUCUUAAGCUUUUGGAACUCCUUACCAAGGAUUCUCCAUUGGAAAAUGUCGUUGUUGACCGUGCUCAACUCGCUCCAUUUGUUGGUGAAACUCUUUUCAAGGCUCAAAAGCCAGGUCAAAAGAAGUUUGGCCAAUUAUUGGUUAAGACCUUCCUUUUCAACCAAUGGGCUGGUUUGAAAUUGCCAAUCUCUUUCAAGUCAUUGGCUUGGGAAUUGUCUUCCAAGUUGAAUGAAAGCACUGCCUUUGAGUCUGACAUCUCUUCCUACUUUGCUUCUAGACAAUCUCUUAUUGAAAGCGCUAAGGAAGCUAAAUUAGAUUUCGACAAUGUCAUUGAACCAUCUAUUGUAGCAUUAGUCGGAAGUUCUAACGUUGAAUGGUUAUUAACUGGUCUUGGUAACUCUGAAGCUGCCAACCUUCAAACAUUGUGUAACGAACAGCUUCUCGAGGUUUUCACCAACUUUAAGACCGACUCUAAACUUCGUUUGACUACCAAGUUGAUUGAUCUCCUUAUCUCUGACGAAACUCCAGCGGUCGAUCCAAUGGAUACUCUUCAAUCGCUUACCUUUGAUCACGACUUGAUGCUUUCUGUUUUGAAGAAUGUUCAAAUCUCCACUUCUAUCCCAGAACAAGGGGUUCCAAAGAGAAGAAGAAGAUCUUCCCUGUCCACCCGUAGUGCUAUGGCUAGAGAUGAUAUCAACAACAUGGCUUCCGUGCUUCUUAAGAAGCUUACCAUCGUGUUGGAUCUCCUUGAAACAAACUUGAAGAGAGACGAAGGUGUUCAAAUUGCUCAACCAGACCUCCUUCAAUCUCUUUUCAAAUCUCUUACUGACUUGGAUUACCUUGGAAAUGAUGGUAACUUACCAGUUUUGUAUGCGCAAGAAACCCUUGCAUCUUGUAUGCUGCGUGCUAUCAUUCAAAUGAAGAAUGGUGGCAACCACACUCUGUUCGAUUCCAACUCCAUUCGUGCGGACCUUAUUGUUAACUCCAUCCGUUCAUCACAAUCUCCUCAAGUUCAAAACCGUUUGCUCUUGGUUAUUGCUGAAUUGGCUUCAUUGGCUCCAGAAAUCAUUCUUCAUUCUGUCAUGCCUAUCUUCACCUUUAUGGGUGCUCACACCAUUAGACAAGACGACGAGUUCUCCAACUCUGUUCUCCAACAAACCAUUUCUAAGGUUAUUCCUGCAAUUGCCGCUAAUGGAAGCACCUCUAUGAGUAAUGAGAUCGAGUUCUUACUCACUUCGUUUGCCGCAGCAUUCCAACAUAUCCCAAGACACCGUAGGGUUAAGUUAUUCACCACCUUGACUAAGACUUUGGGACAUGACAACUCCUUGCAUAUCAUUUUGUUCUUGAUGGCACAACAAUAUGCCAGCAAUGCCGCCAAGCUUAAGCUGCACGAGUGCCGUGCUGUCGUCGAAUUUGCUACUGCUGUUCUUAAGCAAUUUGAAGCUGAUGAACAAUUGCAAGCUGUUCAACAAUUUUACGGCUUAUGGUCAUUGAUUCCAGACCAACCUUUAGAAUCAGGAAGUGACCAAUUCAACGAUUUGAGUGGUAGAUCCAUCUUUGGUGCUGCUAUUUUGGCCUUGCCAAAGAGCGGUCUUCUUACUUUGAAGGCUGACCUUUUGCAGUUCAUUGAUGUUGUAUUGGGUAACCAACAAGACCGUGACCAACCACAAUUGGCAGACUCUUUGUCCAACUUGAAGAUGAAGAUUGCCUUAGUUCUCUUGGAAAAGAACAACGGGGAUUCUCAUGCUAUGGUUUUACAACCUUUCAGAGAGGCUGUUUCCUUUGUGUUAUCUUCUUUGGAAGCCUACACUUCUUCCAAAGACGAAGUUGAAGUUAUUCUCUCUAACUUGUACAAGUUGCUCACUGACUUGUUGGACUUGCUUCCACUCAACUUCUUCAUUGAGUCUAUCAUUGAACCUAUCAACGACUCCAAGUCAUUGAGCCCUCUUCUGAUUAAGAUCGCCCGUAACUUGUGUAUCUUGGCCGGUAGAAAGAUUGAAACUGAAUUGAACUCCAACAAUAUUGAUGAAGAUGUUACUAUUGCUGUCUUGAACCAUUUGUUGCCUGUUCUUGUGGAAAACAUCGACAAGAACUCCGAUAUUGCUCUUCAACAAGCUCUUUUGGACACUUUUGCCUCUAUUGUUAACAAGUUUGGUACUGCUAGUACUCAAUUGACCAUCCCAGCUAACGCCAAGUUAGUUGUAGAUGCCUUGAAAACCGUUACUUCUGAACAUUGUUUGUUGAACAACAGUACCGAAGUGAUCAUUUCUUCUAUCAACGUGAUUACUAGUAUUGUCAACAUUUUGGGAGUUAAGGUUAUUGGAUUCUUCCCUAAGAUUGUUCCUCCAGUUUUGAAGAUCUGGGAAAGUACUGUUGUACAAGAAGAAGAUGAUGAUGUAUCCAACGAUGCUGCUCAACUUCUUCAAACCGCCAUUCUUGUUCUUUUCUCUUGUUUUGUUAAGAAGAUGCCUGCAUUUAUGACCACCAACCUUGAAGCUGUUCUUCUUACCAUCCUCACCAGUGACCUUGUUGACAACACCAUUAGAUCCAACCUUUUACAUGUAAUUGUUGAACAUAUGGACCGUUCUCAAGUUCUCAAAUCAUUAUGUAACGUCUGGUGGAACAAGAAGUUCUACACCAACGAUAAUGUUGGAAACUUGGGAUUGUUCUUAAACACCAUGCAACUCACUGUUGAACAAAUCGAAAAGAAGACUGCUGCUUCUCAAGCUACUCUUUUCAUCAAGUGGCUUGUGCAAGCCUUUGAAUUCAGAGAUUACAUUGAACAUGAUGCUGAUGACAAGUUUGAUAACAACACCGUUCGUCGUUUGGAAAGUUCUUUCCACACUGUUGCUAUCACUUAUGCCAUGAAGUUGAAUGACAAGACUUUCCGUCCAUUAUUCGCCAGUUUGGUUAGAUGGGCUGUCAGUGGAGAAGGUGCUGCUGCAUCAUCUACUGAACAAUCCAGACUUCUUGCCUUCUUCAAGUUCUUCAACAAGCUUCAAGAGCAACUUAAGAGUAUCAUCACUCUGUACUUCACUUAUUUGAUUGACCCAGUUGCUGGUCUUUUACAAAAGUUUUCAGAAGGUAAGCUUGACAAUAUCAACUUGCGUCGUGUGAUUUUGAACUCAUUGACAACAUCUUUCAAGUACGAUCAAGAUGAUUAUUGGUCGCAACAACUGCGUUUCGAAACCAUCUGUGAGCCAUUGUUACAACAAUUGUACAACAUUGAAGACAGUAUCGGUAAGUACGUGGUAAAGGCCAUUGCCUCUUUCACUGUCAACGUCUCGCUGGAUGAAUACAAUGAAAAAUUGGUCCAUGGUAUGAUUCAAUACAUCUCUAACGAAAAUGACCGUGUAUCAUCCCAAUCUAAGAUUUGGGGCAUUCGUGUAUUGAAGGCCAUUUUCCAAAAGAUGGGAGAACAAUGGUUGAGCUACUUGCCUACCUUGAUUCCAUACAUUGCUGAAUUAUUGGAAGAUGAUGAUGAAGCCGUUGAAUUGGAAGUUAGAAAGGGUUUGGUUAGAGUUAUUGAAAACGUUUUGGGAGAACCAUUAGAUAGAUAUUUGGAUUAAAGAAAAAAAAGUUCAAGACA
Molecule: messenger RNA, 5549 nt
Organism: [Candida] anglica
Lineage: Eukaryota; Fungi; Ascomycota; Pichiomycetes; Serinales; Debaryomycetaceae
Source: the annotation of a GenBank genome assembly